Ochlerotatus camptorhynchus is the source of this 1512-nucleotide messenger RNA. Its product is annotated as facilitated trehalose transporter Tret1-like. Gene Ontology annotation, molecular function: sugar transmembrane transporter activity. Gene Ontology annotation, biological process: carbohydrate transport; transmembrane transport. The transcript has 9 exons. Gene Ontology annotation, cellular component: membrane. The record is from RefSeq and is a predicted model, not a curated record. Bases 47 to 1438 code for a protein of 463 amino acids. NCBI's taxonomy places the organism in Eukaryota, Metazoa, Arthropoda, Insecta, Diptera, Culicidae.
UAAGGAACCUUUCUGGAAGCACCAUUGUCACUAGACAGCGUGAAACAUGGAAUCCACCAACAGUGCUCGGAACCAAUAUUUGGCCACGUUCUGUCUGAACCUUUUAUCGAUAAGCUAUGGUCUAUGCUGUGGUUGGACAUCCCCCUCGCUGCCAAUUCUACAAUCAACGGACUCACCGCUACCCAGUGGCCCAAUUUCAUCGGAUGAAGCAUCAUGGAUUGGUGCGUUCCUGUGUAUUGGAGGCUUUGUGGGGAAUAUCGUAUCCGGAUGGAUGGCCGAUCGAUUUGGACGCAAGCUGACGGCCUGCCUAGCAGCAAUUCCACAAAUUAUUGCGUGGGUCUUGGUCUUGGUUGCGGAUAAUGUUUAUUAUUUGAUGGGAAUGCGUUUUCUGCUGGGAUUCUCCGGAGGAGUUUCCUUCAUGAUUAUUCCAAUGUUCAUCGCGGAAAUUGCCGAGGACAGAAUUCGAGGCUUGUUGGGAUCCACUCUAGUUUUUUCAUGCAACAUGGGCAUUUUAUUGAUGUAUAUCCUUGGCGGUAGUCUAUCCUACGCAAACAUCCCGUGGAUACCUCUUGUUUUCCCGAUUGUUUUUUUGACAGGAUUCCUUCGCAUACCGGAUACGCCUUUCUACUUGAUGAGGAAAAACGAUUACGUUGAAUCAGAAAACUCCCUCCGAUUCUACCGAGGGUAUCGUCCUGGAACGCAGCACGUUUCCAGCGAGUUUAAAAUGGAGCUGGUAAAACUGAAGGACGCUUUUGGUGACGAAAAUCAAACUUUACAGGAUGAGAAAAUAACGUGGGGUGAUCUUAUUUCCUCCCACGCCAGGAAAGCAUUUCUAAUUGGCAUCAGUCUGAUGGCACUGAAUCAAUUUUGCGGGUGUUUUGCAAUGCUCAACUACACAGCUUCAAUUUUCAACGAGUCCGGGUCAACGCUGUCCGCCAACACGUCCGCCAUUGUGAUUGGCUCGAUACAGAUGGUGGGGUCGUACUUUUCAACGAUGCUGGUCGAACGCGCGGGACGGAAGCUUUUGUUGAUGGUCUCCGCCACAGGCAUCGGUCUAGGGUUGGCUAUCUUUGCGGGAUUUUCGUAUGCCAAAUAUGUCGGUCUCGACGUAGAAUCAUUUACCUGGCUGCCACUGGUGUGCUUUUCAUUUGUAAUCUUCAUCGGAUCGGUGGGCGUCCUGACGUUGCCAUUUCUCGUCCUGGCCGAAGUGAUGCCGCAAAAGAUCAAAGGAUUCGCAAUCAGUUUCUGCAUGGGAAUUUUGUGGAUUUUUGCUUUCCUUGCAAUUAAGUACUUUUCGACGCUGUUCGACGUGCUCGGCAUGCACGGCACGAUGCUGCUGUUCUCGGUUUGUUCUCUCGGCGGAGCACUGUUCGUGGCAUUCAUGGUCCCGGAGACGAAGGGGAAAAGCCUUGAAGCCAUCGCCAAAUUGAUGAGCUAAGAAUGCAGGAAAACGCAGCAGCUGUUAUAACCCAAACUUAGUUAAAUAAAAAAUUAUUAAUAAAGCAACAAAAA